CAAAAAAGGGAUAAGGUUCAAAUAGAAGAAGAAACGAACCAGGCGAGCAACAGAAGAAGAAGAGGAAGAGAGAGCCAGAGAGAGAAUGUCUGCGGCCAUUUCUCCAUGUUCGUUCCUCGGCAGUUCCUUUCUAAGCGUCUCUUAUCCACAGAAGCUUCGCAAUCGUCCUCAGUUCAAUUUUCCGGUACCUACUUCAAGUUCCGGCCGCCACUCUCUUCUUGUCGAAGCCAAGGCUACCACCAGACGAGAGGAUCGGGCGGCUCGCCAUUCUCGCAUCAGGAAGAAGGUUGAAGGAACACCAGAGAGGCCAAGGUUGUCUGUAUACCGCUCCAACAAGCAUCUCUACGUCCAGGUUAUUGAUGACUCCAAGAUGCAUACGCUUGCUGCAGCUUCAACAAUGCAGAAGUCAAUCUCUGAGGGAUUAGACUACAGUUCUGGCCCUACCAUUGAAGUAGCAAAGAAGGUGGGAGAAGUGAUUGCAAAAUCUUGUUUGGAGAAAGGAAUAACAAAAGUUGCUUUUGACCGUGGUGGGUAUCCAUAUCAUGGGCGUGUGGAAGCACUUGCUGAUGCAGCUCGUGAACAUGGCCUUCAGUUCUAGCCAAAAAAAAAGUAACCCCCUUUUGUUUUUUCUAUUCUCUGUUGUAUGCUCUGCUACAACAUUGCAUAUCAGAUGGGCAUAAUCAUAUUAUUUUCUGUUGAUUAGAUGGGAGCUGUGGUUGUUUAACUUCAAGUUUAAGAGGGAAAUUAUUUAUGGGAAAUCAGUGGUCAUAUGGGACAUUAAAGAUAGCAAAUGUAUGUCCAACCAAGAGGAGUUUAUAGUAAUUGUCAUAUAUCUCCAACCUCAGUUGGAUCCUCUACUCCUA
Molecule: messenger RNA, 863 nt
Organism: Momordica charantia (bitter melon)
Lineage: Eukaryota; Viridiplantae; Streptophyta; Magnoliopsida; Cucurbitales; Cucurbitaceae
Product: large ribosomal subunit protein uL18c
Biological process (GO): translation
Cellular component (GO): ribosome
Molecular function (GO): 5S rRNA binding; structural constituent of ribosome
Source: RefSeq, a predicted model, not a curated record